ACAGUUGACUUGAUUCAUGUAAAAUGUCCUUUUGAAUCUGAGGUUGGUGAAACUAAUGAGGGGACAGUAUCUUCAAACCAGGAUCCACAUCAGCUGAUGAGUCCAACAGUCCAAACCCUGACUGGAUUUAGGACCCAGCUGGUCUGUUGGACUGACACAAACUGGUUUGUCUUGUGUGUCGGAACAAACCCAGCAGCUCCACUCUGUCCUCACAUGACCUCCACUCCUCCCCUGUAGAUCUGACAGUUUACAGGUGGGCGGAGCCAACAGGAGGCGGAUCCACAACAACAGACAGGAAACACUGCACAGGUGAAACAGAUCAGAGCUCAAAGUGCUUUCACUCAAAGUGAAACUGAACCAGUCGUUGAGACACGAAGCAGAAAUGGAGCAGAAAGGAGCUCAUCUGGAUCAGGAAACAAUUUCCUGUUCCAUCUGUUUGGAUCUACUGAAGGUUCCGGUGACUAUUCCCUGUGGACACAGCUACUGUAUGAGCUGUAUUCAAACCCACUGGGAUGGAGAGGACGGGAAGAACCUCCACAGCUGCCCUCAGUGCAGACACACCUUCAUACCCAGGCCUGUCCUGGUCAAAAACACCAUGUUGGCAGAUUUAGUGGAACAGCUGAAGAAGACUGGACUUGGAGCUGCUGCAGCUGAUCACUGCUACGCUGGAGCUGAAGAUGUGGUCUGUGAUGUGUGCACUGGGAGGAAACUGAAAGCUGUCCAGUCCUGUCUGGUGUGUUUGGUCUCCUACUGCCACAAACACCUUCAGCCUCAUUAUGAAUCUGCCGCCUUUAAGAAACACAAGCUGGUGGAUCCAUCGGAGAAGCUCCAGGAGAACGUCUGCUCUCGUCACAAUGAGGUGAUAAAGAUGUUCUGCCGCACUGAUGGUCAGUGUAUCUGUUAUCUGUGCUCUGUGGAAGAACAUAAAGGCCACGACACAGUGUCAUCUGCAGCAGAAAGGACUGAGAGGCAGAAGGAGCUGGAGCUGAGUCGACAGAAAAUCCAGCAGAGAAUCAAAGACAAACAGAAAGAUGUGAAGGUGCUUCAACAGGAGGCGGAGAACAUCAGUCGCUGCGCUGAUGAAGCAGUGGAGAAGAACCGCAAGAUCCUGACCGAGCUGAUCCGACUCCUGGAGGAAAGAUGGAGCGAUGUGGAGAGGCAGAUCAGAUCCAAGGAGGAAACAGAAGUGAUUCGAGUCAAAGAGCUGGAGCGGAAGCUGGAGCAGGAGAUGACUGAGCUGAGGAGGAAAGACGCUGAGAUGGAGAAACUGGCACAAACACACGACCACAGCCAGUUUUUACUCCAGUAUCCAUCAGUGUCCACACUCAGAGAAGAUCCAGACUCAUCCCACGUCCACGUCCGUCCUCAGAGUUACUUUAAGGAUGUGACCACAGCUGUGACAGAGCUCAGAGAGAAACUCCAGCUCAGUCUGACAGAAGAACGGACCAACAUGGAACUGAGCAUCAGUCAAACACAGGUUCUACUAGAACCAGAACCACAGACCAGAGCAGGAUUCUUACUAGAACCAGAACCACAGACCAGAGCAGGAUUCUUACUAGAACCAGAACCACAGACCAGAGCAGGAUUCUUACAAUAUUCACGUCAAAUCACACUGGAUCCAAACACAGUGAAUGAAGAUCUGUCACUGUCUGAGGAGAAUAGAAGAGGAACACUUAUGAUUCAAACACAGAACUAUCCUGAUCAUCCAGACAGAUUCAGUGACUGGGAACAGGUCCUGAGCAGAGAGAGUCUGACUGGUCGAUGUUACUGGGAGGUGGAGUGGAGGGGGGGGAACGUUCGGGUCGCAGUCACAUAUAAGGAUAUUAAGAGAAAAGGAAUCUCUGAUGAAUGUGGAUUUGGAUUCAAUGACAAAUCUUGGGCUUUACAUUCUAACUAUAACUCUCCUUACUUUAGUCAUAACAGUGUCAGGUCUUCUGUCCCAGGUCCACUUUCCUCCAGAAUCGGAGUCUACCUGGAUCACACAGCAGGUAUUCUGUCCUUCUACAGCGUCUCUGAAACCAUGACUCUGAUCCACAGAGUCCAGACCACAUUCACUAAACCUCUGUACGCUGGACUUUGGUUUUUGGGUGUUGGAUCCACUGCCCACUUUCCUGAACUCCAUUAAACUCAUCGUUGACUUUGAUCUUUUCGUAUCGGUCUCUAAACCAUACGACACAAAAACAGAUCAACUUUUUUUCUUCCUGAACUCACAAUCCAGACUUGGUCCCAUUCAGACUUUUUUGUGAGGAUUCUAAUAGUCCAGUGUGUGUGAGUGUCAACCAGCCAAUAGUGUGUUUGUAGACCCAUCUGUGAUGUUCACACAGCUGUCAUGAACUGAGGAGCACACAACCAGACUGAUGGUGUCUGUGCUUUGGAGGAAGUCCAACAAAGUGGAGCCGUUUUUCUCCUUUGGACCAGUUGAGUUCAAAUCCACUGUUCCUUCCUGUUUCCUACAGAAGAAGUGUGGACUGACCAGGCUCAGUCAUGUGACUGGAAUGGCUUUCAGAUCAUACUGGAACCUGAUUGGUUCAGUUCCAAAUACACGGAUGUGGAUUUGGAGACGACGAUAGAAGCGGAGAUGGUGAACCGACUCAGACUGAGGCUGAGCUCAUGCACGGAAACCUGUUCAUCUGAUUGAGUUCAUUCUGUUCCAUCUGAGCAUGUGCGAGAAAAGAGAACUGAGACAAAACACAAGUGAUUUAGUCAAACAAGAGCUGAAGACCAGAACAGGAAGUUGGAUUCUAUCGUCACUACGUAUGUACAAACCCCCAAAGAAAUCCAAUAAUGGACUGAAACACGGAAACAGGGUUUUUCCAUGAUUUCUGAAGUGCAUGUAAACGCAUCAUAUCUGAUUAUUCCAUUUAUCUGAUUAUUAACAGUUAUUGUUUUUUUAUGGUCGUGUAAACGGGCUGAAAAUGUUGGAUGAUCCAGUUCAACAGACAGAUGUCCACCAUCUGAGAAAAUGGACACAUUUGUCCUUAAAGCCUGAGGCGCGACUUAGUUCAAUAAUGUAGAAAAUACUGAUGUUGUAAAUAUGAGAAAUGUAAUAUUAGUAGAAUUAUCAGUCAUCACAUAAUGGGGAAGUUUAUGAAAAAAUGUUGAUUUGUGUUGAUUUGUAAAGUCUGAUGUGACGUCCAUUCAGUAGAAGCUGCACCGUUCCAGAUGGAAAACUGAUCCACUAAAGGUUUAGACCAGGGGUCUGCAAACUUUAUUAUCAAAAGAGCCUUUUUGCCUCCUCUGCCGCCAACAAAAAAUGUUUGGAGCCGCAAAAAAUAACAGAGCUUAUAAACUUUUAAAAGUUUUAAUCUUUUUUUACAUUUUAUCUGUUACAGCCACUGAAUACAACAAA
Sphaeramia orbicularis (orbiculate cardinalfish) is the source of this 3349-nucleotide messenger RNA. Its product is annotated as tripartite motif-containing protein 16-like. The transcript has a single exon. The record is from RefSeq and is a predicted model, not a curated record. NCBI's taxonomy places the organism in Eukaryota, Metazoa, Chordata, Actinopteri, Kurtiformes, Apogonidae. The coding region runs from base 383 to 2125 and encodes 580 amino acids. Gene Ontology annotation, molecular function: zinc ion binding; protein binding.